This is a messenger RNA of Stylonychia lemnae, 990 nucleotides long. The record is from the annotation of a GenBank genome assembly. Lineage: Eukaryota; Ciliophora; Spirotrichea; Sporadotrichida; Oxytrichidae.
AUGCAACUCGAGUAGGUAUACAUUGCCUAGCGUUUAGUGAUUUUAAAAGAUUCAAAGAUUCCUUUAAACAUUGAUGCUGUUUCUAUUUAAAACUUCUUGAAUUAAUAAUAAACCAGGUAUGAAAAACUCACGUGCUUGAACGAAGUCGUCACACAGUGCACUGAUGAUAGAUUCAGUUUUAUUAUAGGUACUGCUGAUUUCAAGUGCAAAAAUAAGUAAUUCACUCUUGCAUAGUACUGUGUUGAUUUGCUCUUUACUAAGGCAAGAUAAUCAUUGGUGUUUGGUACUGACUAGUGCAAGCUUAUGGUAUCAGCUUUUAUCAUUAUGAAUUCUCUUAUGAGUGAACAAGCAAGCCAAAUCGAUGUGGUAUUCCUAAGUGGCGGAUUCUCCUUUAUAUGUUUCACUGCUACACCUACCAUGAGUGAACUUGAGCUCAAGAUUGAAGAACAGUUCAAGUUCAUGUAAUACUCAUACUCCUUAUUUUAUGCUGCUGUUAUUGAUAAACUUAAACCAUUCAUGGUUGAUGUAGCAUUCAAAGUAACCUCACUAGAAUAGAAAGCUGCUCACUUAAGAGCUAGCCAAGUUAUCAUCAGUGCUAGUCUACUGUAAUAAUCACUCACAAAAGCAAUCGUCACUGCUGGUAUUCCUUCUGUUGUUAUUACAGGUGAUAUUGAUUAGAAAUGCCAACGCCAACUAGACAAGAUGAAUACUAUUACUCAGCUUUACGAUAUCAUUGUGUAAAUGACAACAUUGGGAACGCUAUUAUUCAGAGCUUCAACAGAGUGGGAAGAUUUGGAGACAAAUGUAGCAGAGAGACCUUUGAAGAUGUCUAAAUCAUAGUCACUGUAGCAGAGAAAAAUUAUCUGUUUAGCACUUCAAGCUCUUAACACUCUUGAAAAAGAGCUAGUAGUUCUCAAGCCAGUAACUACUAUCUUUAAGAGCUAGCUAAGUACUAAAAAAUAUACACAACUUCUUGGGCAAGGAGCCUGA